CUUCAAUCUGAAUGAAUAACUCCAACAAAUAAUGACGAAAAAGAAGAAAAGGAGAGGAUGAAAAGUUUCUAAUAUUCAUUUUUCAACAGCUAGAAACCCUUCUCUCCCUCCACCCACUCCACGAUAUGGUCAGGUCUACCCCCAUAUCCCACUAAGAUUUGAAUUAUUAGUUAAGUGACUAACACCAAUGGUGUUAUUGGUUCAUCAUUUUCUAUAUAAAACCAUCCCACAAAACAUUCUUCCCACCUCAGCAGAACUCCACCAUUAAUGGUAGCUGAGCUGACAUUCUCCUUCUUUCUUGAACGCACAGCACACAAGCUUGUCAGAGGGUCAGAGUUGUUGGGAUCAUGAUGAAGAACAGUCUUGAAAGAAGUCUCCUGAAGAUAUGGAUGAAGAUUGUCUGAGAUGGGAAGCCAUGUUCUAGGCAUAGCAAAGCAGGUCAUAGUGAUGGCGAUAGUGAUUUCAGUGAUCUUGUUGUUCUUGGGAAUCGGGGUUCUGAUCCUGAUCCAUGUCUGUAUUGUUGGGAGGACUCUGAGGAGAGGGUUGAGUGAAAGAAACGUUAACAUGGUGGGGAGGGGCAGUUUUGGGAGCACGAGCAUGUCGCAGGACGACAUCGAGAAGCUGCCAUGUUUUGAUUUCACGGCCAAGGAGAAGGGGACUGGGACGGGGAUGAGCCCUCCUCCAGAUUGCGCGGUGUGUUUGGAGAAUUUCAGGGUUGGGGAGAAGUGCAGGCUUUUGCCUUCUUGCAACCACAGUUUUCACGCCGAAUGCGUGGAUUUAUGGCUUCUGAGGACUCCCAUUUGCCCGAUUUGCAGGGCUGCUGCUGAUAUCAUGAGGAGUGGAUCAUUACAUGAGGAAGAAAGCGGUAGUUUUGGUGAAAGUGCGGUUGAACUGAGGGAUAUACAAAUGACAGAAACUAUGAACGAAGUUGGAAACGAGAUUGAGAUUCAGAUUGCUGGGGUUCAAGAAGAAGAAAGUGGGCAUUUGAAUGGUGAUGAAGUGGGAUUGAACCAAUCAGGUACACGAGAAAGUCUGAAUUUAAGUGAGAGAGUGAUUGAGGUGAGAGAGAGGCAAGAAUUGGGAACAGGCCAUUUAAGUGGAGAUGGGAAUUGAUGUUUGAGAUCAGGGGGAAGUGUGGAUCAACGGACAGAUUUGCUUAUUGAAAUCUGUAUUAUUCUGAUUCGUUGGAUUUCUCGCUUUUUUCAGUUGGAUACUGCAUAGUUAUUUCGACGUACUAGGUUGUGUUUUAGCUAUUUAUCACUACUUUUCUGUAGUUAAUAUCAGUUGUCAGUGUUUUUCCCCUCUCUAAUUCAAUGAGAUUUUCGUUUUU
Sesamum indicum (sesame) is the source of this 1330-nucleotide messenger RNA. RefSeq lists its product as uncharacterized. The record is from RefSeq and is a predicted model, not a curated record. Lineage: Eukaryota; Viridiplantae; Streptophyta; Magnoliopsida; Lamiales; Pedaliaceae.